Messenger RNA from Poecilia reticulata (guppy), 5098 nucleotides. It is a transcript of the gene prag1, whose product is annotated as PEAK1 related, kinase-activating pseudokinase 1. The record is from RefSeq and is a predicted model, not a curated record. Gene Ontology annotation, molecular function: protein kinase activity; ATP binding. NCBI's taxonomy places the organism in Eukaryota, Metazoa, Chordata, Actinopteri, Cyprinodontiformes, Poeciliidae. Gene Ontology annotation, biological process: protein phosphorylation.
CGGAUAAAUUAUGGCUGUAUUAGAUUUCUUCAACAGUCUAAAUUUUCUGUCCGUAAAUAUUUGAAGAAACCUGAUUGUGUGCAGAACAUUAAUGACAGCGAAGCAACGCAGGAGGUUUAACGAGGAUCGGUGAGUGUGGCCGCUUGCCAGACUGCAUGGCUGGUUGAAGGAGCUCCUCCCACCUUCUUCUGCUCUCCCCCUGACGCUGCAGCAGAGGACUUCAGCUGUUCUCCAGCAGCAUUUCACCUCUGCACAGAUUAGCGGCGGCAGCAGCAGCAGCAGCAGCACCAGAGGCAUGCAGGGCAGGAGAGCAAGCCAGCCCGUAGCAACGCACUCUACCCCGGCUCUGUAGCCGGAGGGAAACCCGUAAGGACAGUGGAAAAAUCAAAGGACCAUUUAUCAUUGGGCACGUUUUCUCUCUUUUUUAUUUUUUUUUCUCACGGAAAAGCUUUUUGUGUUGCCAGGGAGGAGAAAGUCCGAGCAGCCAGCCAUGAGAGCUGAUCCUCUGUCUGGAAGAUUCCUUCGCCACCUCCUCUGACCAAAUCCGACUCUCAGCAAACCGAAGAUGUCAGCCUGUGGCGACUUUGCAGAACACGUGUGGAAACCCGGCUCUUGCAAGAACUGCUUCCACCCGCUCAGUGCACACAAGACUGGCCGUGUCUCCGAUGACAACGUCCCGCCAGCUUGUUUGAAGAGCAGCUUGGGAGGUGAUGAGGAGGGUGCAGUGACUGCACCUUCGCCCUAUAGCAAGCCGACCAUUGCUGUCAAACCCACCAUGAUGAGCUUUGACACAAGUGAGACGAAAGAUGUGAACAUGAACAUAGAACAGCAGGACAACCCAAAGAGUCCAAGUGAGCGAAUGGGUCUGAAGAAGCUCCAAAACAUGUCACCACUCUACAUUGAUGAUAAUAAUGGUUGCAACAAGGCCCAUAAAGAGGCGGGUCUUCAAAGCCCUAAUGCCAAGAUUGACUACAACAGCUGCCUCUCCUUGUCCCCCAGUAUCCUGCCCAAAGACUCUCUCUUCAUUAGUAAUGUUUAUGUCAGCCAGGAGGAAGGAAGAGGUUCGAAGAGUUUCAAGAAAAAUGCCAAUGGAGAAUCAUGCUGGCAGCAGAAUAAUGCGCCAGCAAUUGGGCCAAAGAGCACUUAUAAUGAAAGAAGUAAUUUUAGGGAGUCAAAUGAAUCAACAGUGGAGGUCCCUUUGUCAGUGGAUGGUGUUCCUUCUGAACACACCACAGUUCAUCGCAACCCUUUUUCCAGUAGUGACAUCAGCACAAAAAUACCCAGCACUUCCACUGCCUACACCACAGUUUCAAGCGUGGAGUCUACAAAUCACAUUAGUCCAACAUCCCUCAGUCCUAUUCCUGCUCUGUCUAAACAGAACAGCUUCUCAGACUCUCCUUCUUCCUAUCACAGCAGUACUGAUUCCCUUCCUGGGCCUGAUGGAUCAAUAGAACAACAGAACGGGCUAGGGAUACACCAAAGUCCAUCAGCCACAGGUAGUCCAGAGUCAACUCCAAGCUCUCCGAGUGUUCAGGAAGACUCUGAACCAAUAUACGCUGAAAGCACCAAGAGGAAGCCUAAGCCACUAGGAAAUGGACUGCUUUCCUCUCCCGAGUCCCAAAACCAGGUUAAGCAAUCCAAGUUCUCGGAGUCUGAACGUUCUGGAGAAAGUCAGCGCGCCACCAUCACCGUAAUGGCUGCUCACACAGAGGAAAACAACAGAACUUUUUUCCUAAGCAGCCCAGAUUCGGGUGUCGGCACCCAGUGCCACUUUAGCCCUACAGCAUGCAAAGACCCCAGUAGCCCAGCCUUCCGUUGGCCCAGUCCCAGCUACAGUGUACCUUCUCUUGGCAGAGAACCCUCUUUGUCCCCCAACCUGCACCCAAAGCCCCAGUCUAGCCCACCCAUUCCUCCCAAGAGAAGCUCUCGCUCCCCAAAACUAGGUACCUCUAGCCUCUCACCAUCCAUGUCUUCUCCAAUCCUCCUUCCUGAAUUCCCUAAACUCGGCACAUCUAGCCUCUCGGCAUCCUUGUCCUCCCCUAUCCCGCUCCCAGAACUCCCCAUGCUCUUCCUCGUCUCUGCGAGAGAAGGACACUUCAAGGGCCCCGCAGACAACCAGUGCGCAACAUCCGAACGCUUACACAAGUUCAGCCACCACAGCCCUGGCUGGAACUGCCGCAUUGAGGAAGAAGAGGAGGAAGACCGGAAAGGGAUGGAGAAGAAGAAGAAGCAAGUUGCCACUAGUUUGGGAACAACGUCCCAGGGGACGGGACUCGUCAAUGGUGCUGCUGUCUGGAAGGAGGCCAAUGACUGUAAGACCCACAGCAGUCCCCCUCCGACGACAGAGCCAGGCACGGCCCCCCCGGCUGCCUCCAACAAUGAUGCCUGUCAGCGGGAAACCGAGGGCACCAGCACAGAGGAGGAGGGCAAGCAUAGCGAGAGCAUGCCGGCCAGGCAACCGUUGCAUGGAGGCUCGACAGAGCUGCUGGCUGGGGGCAAAGGAGUUUCCAACCUUGACCUCAACCCACCACCUCCCCCACCUAAAAAGCUGCACAGGGUGAGUGGUAAGAUGAGCGGCAGCACCGUGGAGUUGAACUGCAACAGCCAGCGAGGGUCAGCAGAGAGCCCCGAGUCGUCUGUACGGAGCCUGGGCAGCAUUAGCCUAACAGCUGCGUCCACUGACAACCUGACAGCUGACACCGGGUCUCGAGAUGCUACGCGGAUGUCUUGUUCUUCGCCGUUUCCCAGAACUCCUGUGGCAUCAGCUCCUGGUUCUCCUCACUUGUCCUCCUUCAGCAGCUUAAGCACCCAACCGCCUCCUCUGCCAGAGAAGAAAAUGGUCAACCGCACCGUGUCGGCUCCAGACACAACCAAUGGGAAAUCCUUCAUCCGAGCCUACCCGCGACUUCCGUUUGCCGGCUCGGAGAGCAACAUGUGUCGCUCCGCUGAUGCCGGUUCCCGCACCAGCCUGCUGUCGAGCCCCGUUGACCCCCGGCCUGUUUUCUCCUCCAACGAGUCCCUGGAGCGCUGCCACCUCCCUCUGGCUAGGCCCUCGAGGUCCCGGACUCUGGAUGAGCAGCAAAAGACCCAGGGGCGGUUAGGCGUGCACUGCCGAACCAGCAUCACCUGCUUGUCCUCGCCGCAGCUUAGCGCGCCCUUUUCGGCCUCGGAAGCCGGCUCAGCGCCAAACCUCGGCUCGAGCAUGCAGCUCCAGACUCUUCUGAGCAACAUCGACAGCAGGGAAGGGGUGUACUCCAAACUGGGUGGCCUAUAUGCGGAGUCCCUACGACGCUUGGCCCUGAAAUGUGAAGAUCACUUUACUCGCUCCCAGAAGAAUCCGCUUAGGUUUGACGAGAGCAACUGGUCGCUAUUCAGGCUUACUUCCAACAAGCCGAGCUGCAACGCAGGAGAUGCUGUGUACUACUCUGCUGCCUGCGCCUCGGACCCCAGGAACUCCUAUGCUGUGAAGAUCUGUAAGAGUUCAUCCAAUGAUGCCAAACAGGGUCAUCUCUAUGGCCUGACGGUGCAACAGAGCAUCCCUCCUCACUUUAACAUCCAGCAGGAUUGUGGUCACUUCCUCGCCUGUGUUCCUCAGAGCAUGCUGCCCUCAAAUGAAGUCUCUCUGCCUGCCGCGCCGGCUCCUCCAUCGCCCCAGUGCGCAGCGUCUGCUCAGGGUCAGCAGGCGGAGCAAGAGAGAGUGGUGGUCAUCACGCCUGAGAUUCCCCAUCAGACCACGGCUGACUUCGUUCGGGAGUGGGAGGCGUUCCAUAAGACUCAGCCCGAGGUCUACGAGCGCCGCGUUUGCUUCCUGCUUCUGCAACUCUGCAAUGGCCUCGAGCACCUGAAGGAGCAUGGGGUCACACACCGUGACCUGUGUUUAGAAAACCUGCUGUUGAUCCCUCACCAGCAAAGGCCCGCCCACCUAACUCAGCAGAGCGCCGCCGACGGCAGCGCCUGCAACGGUGCAGCUGCUGGAGAUGUUCAGCGCCACCUCCCCCGUCUCCUCAUCAGCAACUUCGCCAAGGCCAAGCGGCGCUCCUCAGAGGACGCCGCUUCGACGAACGGGGACCCUCGCGUCAAGCGCGACCACGCCAGACUGGCGCCCGAGAUCGUCUCUGCUGCUCAGUAUCGUAAAUUCGACGAGUUCCAGGCCGGCAUCUUGAUCUACGAGCUUCUCCACCUGCCCAACCCGUUUGAGGUGAGUCCAGCGCUGAGGGAACAGGACUACCGCUGCGAGGACUUGCCUCCUGUGCCCCCUAUAUCCAUCUACUCCUCGGGCCUCCAGAGGCUCGCACAGCUCCUCCUGCAACCCGACCCCAUCAAGCGCAUCCACAUCCAGGAGGCCAAGCGGAUACUACAGAGCCUUCUCUGGGGCCCCCGGAAAGACCUGAUGGAGCAGCAGUGGGAGCGGCACAGGCGAGGCGGGGGCUUUGUUGACGGGUCCCGAAACGAAGGCCUGCUCAACUGGCUGGACGUGAAACGGGCCCUGCUGAUGAUGAAGUUCGCCGAGCGCUCGCUGGAGCCAGAGAGGAACGCAGAGCUGGAGGACUGGCUGUGCUGUCAGUACUUUUCCACGGCUCACCCGCUGUCUCUCUGCCACACGGCCGAACUGCUCUACUCCCUAAAGUGAUGGCUCGCGCGUGCAAGCCGCUGCGUCAAAAUCACGUGUUAACUUGUGAACGUGCGAAUGAGAGUCAAAGAUAAUGUCCAGACACUACGCACUGAGCUAUGAACCUGAUAAUGUUACUUCUGAACGCAUGAGAGCCAGAAAUCAAACCAUCUACACACUCUGUGCUGGAGUUUCUUCACCAAUGGCAGCCCCCAUGAAGACAGGAUCAGAGGACCCUGAAGAAGUAGAGAUGCACCAAUCAAAAUUUGGGGGCUAAUUUACAAAAUCUGUUUUGUUUUUUGUUUUUUAAAAAAGGCUUGGACCUGUUGAUAGGGAUUUCUCUAAAGACCAGAAAAUAGGAGUUCAGUAUUCUGCCAUGAGUGUUUGUUUAAUCCUUUAUAUUAGGAGUAAAGACUUCAUCUGUGUGUGUGUGUGUGUGUGUGUGUGUGUGUGUGUGUGUGUGUGUGUGUGUGUGUGUGUGUGUGUGUG